CCCGCGUGUGGCCCCGCUGCCGGCGGAGGGAGGGAGGCAUCGGGAAGUGGCGCCGGGGCCCCUCCCUGGAGCGACGCGGCCGCGCUAGGCCCCGGCCCCUCGCAGCUGGCGCGGCAGAGCCGAGCUCAAUGGCGACCUCCAGCCCCUGCAUCGUCAUUGAUGAUCAUGAAAAAGGUUAUGACCUGGACUUGUUCUGCAUACCUAAACAUUAUGUAGAUGAUUUGGAAAAAGUCUAUAUUCCUCAUGGACUUAUUAUGGAUAGGACAGAAAGAUUGGCACGAGACAUUAUGAAGAGCAUGGGGGAACAUCAUAUUGUAGCCCUCUGUGUACUGAAGGGUGGCUAUAAGUUUUUUGCUGAUUUACUGGAUUAUAUCAAAGCACUGAAUAGAAAUAGUGACAAAUCUAUCCCUAUGACUGUGGACUUCAUCAGGUUAAAGAGCUAUUGUAACGAUGAGUCAACUGGAGAGAUAAAAGUAAUUGGUGGGGAUGACCUCUCAACCUUGACUGGAAAGAACGUCUUGAUUGUAGAAGAUAUAAUUGAUACUGGUAAAACAAUGAAAACAUUGCUGUCUCUGCUGAAGCAGUACAAUCCAAAGAUGGUAAAAGUAGUCAGCUUAUUGGUAAAAAGAACUCCUCGAAGUGUGGGAUAUCGGCCUGACUUUGUUGGAUUUGAAGUGCCGGACAAGUUUGUUGUGGGUUAUGCCCUUGAUUAUAAUGAAUACUUCAGAGAUUUGAAUCAUAUUUGUGUGAUUAGUGAGACUGGGAAACAGAAAUACAAAGCGUGAGAGCAUAGUUCAAGUGCUAUGACAACAGAGCUUUGCAACAUUUUAUUUCCUGAGUCCUAUUUUAACAGAUUCAAGUCUGAAACACCAGCUAACUGUGUAGAAUGUCCCAGCCUCAUUGUCAUAUGCUCACUAUAGCUUAUUCCGUGUACAGUAUAAGAAACUUGUCUUGUUCAUUUAUAGUUUUGAAAUGUCAAAUAAUUAGUGCAAUUCUGAUUUUCAUCUGCACUAUGAAUCUAUCAACUAUCGCUACCCCUCAAUGGGUUGUGUUGUUUGUGAGCUGCACUCUUGAAGUGGUGAAUUGCUUAAACCUAAUCGACCCGCAGCUGAAAUAAUU
Dermochelys coriacea (leatherback sea turtle) is the source of this 1119-nucleotide messenger RNA. RefSeq names its product hypoxanthine phosphoribosyltransferase 1 (gene HPRT1). Gene Ontology annotation, molecular function: hypoxanthine phosphoribosyltransferase activity; magnesium ion binding. Gene Ontology annotation, biological process: guanine salvage; purine ribonucleoside salvage; GMP salvage. The transcript has 9 exons. The record is from RefSeq and is a predicted model, not a curated record. Lineage: Eukaryota; Metazoa; Chordata; Testudines; Dermochelyidae. Bases 129 to 785 code for a protein of 218 amino acids.